Molecule: messenger RNA, 564 nt
Organism: Hyaena hyaena (striped hyena)
Lineage: Eukaryota; Metazoa; Chordata; Mammalia; Carnivora; Hyaenidae
Product: keratin-associated protein 13-1-like
Exons: 1
Coding region: 52-564 (170 amino acids)
Source: RefSeq, a predicted model, not a curated record
AGCACAGAAUCCUCUGACUGUCACUCAGCUGAACUCGCAUCUCCUGCCAACAUGUCCUAUAGCUGCUGCUCUGGAAACUUCUCCUCCCGCUCCCUUGGGGGUUACCUGCGCUGCCCAAGCUCCUCCUGUGGCUCUUCUCCCAGCAACCUGGUCUACCGCACUGAUUCCUGCUCUCCCAGCACCUGCCAGCUGGGCUCCUCCCUCUACAGCGGCUCUCAGGACACCUGCUGCGAGCCCACCAGCUGCCAGAUGUCCUGCGUGGUGUCCAGCCCCUGCCACGGGUCCUGCUCCCGCCCGAGGACCUCCACGCUCUGCAGUCCCUGCCAGACGACUUACUCUGGGUCUCUGGGCUUUGGGUCCAGGAGCUGUCAUUCCCUGAGCUAUGGAUGCAGAAGCUGCUACUCCCUGAGCUGUGGAUCCAGUGGCUUCAGACCCACAGCUUGCCGAGUCCAAGGUUUCCCUUCCAUGAGCUAUGGAUCUCAGUUCUGUCACCCAUCCUUCUUGACUUCUAGGACUUUCCAGUCUUCUUGUUACAGACCAAUUUGUAGAUCAGGCUUCUACUGA